AGCGUUCAACGGACAUUGAUUACAGCCACUCCCCCAGGGUAAUAUUAGCCAAGCGCUCCAGAGCUGCACUCAUUGCCUCCUUGCCUUCUGAAUCCCACCCUUCCCUAUCUGCAGGGUCCAGGCACAGACAGUCUGCAAGGUGUGUGCCAACAGAGUUCGUUCCUACCAUGAAUAAUCUGUUUUACUUGGCCGCGGUUCUCACCGUUUGUGCAGUGCGGAGUGCCAGAGGAGAAGUGGUGAAACCAGUUGAAGAAGAGCUUCUGACAGAUACAAAUAAAAAAGUCAAUGAGCUGUGGAUGAACUUUCUCAACAUGAAGCCGGCGGAUAACGAUGGCAUUGCCUAUGCAACCUGUAGUGUAAGUCCUAGUUCCAAACUGGAAUCUUCAGAGAUAAAAGUGACGGGGCGUGUGCUGUUUAAGCAGGUUUUUCCGACUGGCAAGCUGGAAGCCAUUUUUGAUUUAGAAGGGUUUCCAACUGAUGUCAAUCAGUCAGCAAGAGCUAUUCACAUCCACAAAUACGGUGAUCUAACCGAUGGGUGUGACUCUGCCGAUGGCCACUACAACCCUCAUUCUGUAGACCACCCCCACCAUCCUGGCGAUUUUGGCAAUUUCCUUGUCAGGGAUGGAAAGAUUCAAAAAUUUCUUUCAAAUCUUGAUCCCACUCUCUUUGGUCCAUCCUCUGUCAUCGGCAGAUCAGUUGUGGUCCACAAACAAGCGGAUGAUCUUGGCAAAGGCAACAAUCAGGCCAGUUUGGACAAUGGAAAUGCAGGAAAACGCCUGGCUUGUUGUAUCAUUGGAUCCAGCAGUAAAAAUAACUGGGAAAAGUAUAUCCAAGGAACCUCAGGUUUUCCAGACAGGUAAAAAAUGGUUAAUCAUCAAUCAACUCCAGAAGUCUAGCCCAUGUGUUAGCACAGUGACUUGCCCCGCCCCCCACCUCAUCCUUUCCCAGUGCCCCAAUGGACCGGUCAUUGACACCAGUGUAAAUAAAGGCACUCCAUUGCUGUUCAACAUAUGCACCUAAUAUCUAGACAUUAGCCUUUAUAUGUACUCACUUUAAAAUAAAAAUUGCCUUUACUGAC
Xenopus laevis (African clawed frog) is the source of this 1078-nucleotide messenger RNA. RefSeq names its product superoxide dismutase 3 L homeolog (gene sod3.L). The transcript has 3 exons. Bases 168 to 860 code for a protein of 230 amino acids. Lineage: Eukaryota; Metazoa; Chordata; Amphibia; Anura; Pipidae. The record is from RefSeq and is a predicted model, not a curated record.